AUGGGUAAAACAGACAUAAUCUCCGGAGCGGCGGAAAUCGUCAAAACCAUUUUAGAAGCGCUCCAGAGGAAGAAUGAUGAAGACCACGCAAAAGAAAGAGAUUUCACUCAGUCUACAGUUCAAAAUCUCCGCGUCAAGUACCCUUACUACAAUGUUAUGGUAAUUCAUACCAAACAUCAACGCAACUUCGUCGACGAAGCACACAACCACCUGGAGUUGCCAAUUUCGAACAAGCGAACACAAGGAUACGAAGUGUAUGUUUUUGAAUCUGGAAGUUUCACUCUCCAAGGUAAUAGUGGAUUUGAGAACUGGGCAUUUGGGGGCAGCUUCAACAGAGACGGCAAUAAUGUCACAUUCCAGAAGAUUCCAGCACCUCAAUCGUUUCCACCGGUUCAGGCACCUCCUCCACCUGCGAUCUUGCCACCCAAGCCUACCCGAACCCAUGCUGAUGGAAUGUACCUCGUCAAUUGUCAGCGCGGAAACGAGUACUCCAGUGGCGUAGCUUAUUACAAGAAUCUCCACGACGGUGGAAAUACUGGACGAAAGCCUGAUGAUUACAUAGAUGUUGUAAAGGGAAGAAACGUCAACUGGGAGAAACCAGGAAGUGUAAGUUUCAAGAACGGCACGAAGUUCCGAUGGGGGAUCAUUGCUGAUGCCCAGAGCAAGGCGGACACGACCCGUGUUGGCUUUGCUGACAAUGGUUAUGGCGUGUACGCUCUGUACAAGGACAACAAGAAUGUUCUCUACAAUAUUGAUGGAUGGAACUGCCAUGCGAUCUAUUGGGGUUACUAAACACUGGCUUAGACGCUCCAGGAAAGCUUCAUGGG
Molecule: messenger RNA, 827 nt
Organism: Cadophora gregata
Lineage: Eukaryota; Fungi; Ascomycota; Leotiomycetes; Helotiales; Ploettnerulaceae
Exons: 3
Coding region: 1-792 (263 amino acids)
Source: RefSeq, a predicted model, not a curated record